Lactuca virosa is the source of this 318-nucleotide messenger RNA. Lineage: Eukaryota; Viridiplantae; Streptophyta; Magnoliopsida; Asterales; Asteraceae. The record is from the annotation of a GenBank genome assembly.
AUGGAUAUGAAGAAGAAAUGGCGCAGUAAAUCUGUCAAACCAGAUCAUACUUACGACCACCUUGAUACGGUGAACUCUGCCACCCAGCCAGGUGGCGCCUCUCAAUCUGUGUGGAAAGUGUGGUGGAAGAAAUUGAAGAGAGAGAAAAAGAGAUUGAUGGUUAGAUCUUCAUCAGUUCAUCAUCAAGUUCCUUACGAUGAAUAUACGUACAUGCAGAAUUUCGACCAUGGAUUGCAAUGGAACAGUGAGUCGGAGCCUGAGAUUCUUUCCAAAUCCUUCUCCGUUCGUUACACUAAUCGAAGAUCUGCUAGGGUUUAG